CCGGCUCGGUUUCCAUUGCGCGCGUUAUUGCGCAACGCGACGGAUAAUUCGCUCUGUUCGGCCUUGGUGCGAACCAACUCGACUCCGUUCGGUUCAGUUCGGCUACGACAAAAGUCUUCGGUACUUCCUCCCACACGCGGGAGAGAUCACAUGCGGACAGGUGCAUGCGCAUUCCUUGUUCCCGGGCAGUUCGGGAUGCUGCUGGUCCUGAUGCUGCGGGCGGACGCGCAUCAUCAACACCACUAAAAGCGAUACGGACUUCGCGAGCUCUCGAACGCGGAUCGGAUGGACUCCCAGCUUCAGGGAACAUCAGAUCCCCGAUGAAUCGAUGACAGCCGUCAAAAGAGCAUUUUCGUGCCAAUGGCGAUUAACAUGCAGUGAAGAUCAUGCGUGAUUUGUCAUCUGUAAUGUGUCUGAAUCCCAGCAGUCAGUGAAUGGACACAGACACGCGCACACACAUACAGAGACACAGACAGCUGUUUAUCCAGAACACUCCGUCAUUAGCCCAAUGCUUUGUAUGGAUGCCGUUUUGACAAUUAAGCUGACGUUUUGCUUUAAAUUCAUCAUACAGUCCGCCUAAAAUCUGGUGAUGCACAUCUUUUUCACCAUCCUGGAAAGUAGUCCGAUUUUUUAAUCUGGAUAUGUUAAAAGGCACGUGAAGAUGGACGGGAUUAUUAAUAUUCUGGGGCUCCUGGUGCUGAUAUUUGAAGGCAUCUCGUGCCAGGGAGUGUAUGCGCCCCCUACUGUUCGUAUCGUGCACUCAGGUCACACGUGUAACGUAGAGGAGGAACGUUACUCAGAGAGAGUCUACACCAUCCGUGAGGGGGAGACCCUUGAACUCACCUGCCUGGUCACCGGACAUCCACGGCCACAGAUUCGAUGGACCAAGACUGCAGGCAGCAUUUCAGAUCGCUUCCAGGACAACAGUGUAUUCAAUGAAACUCUUCACAUAGCUAAAAUCCAGAGACAUCAGGGUGGACGAUAUUACUGUAAGGCUGAGAAUGGACUGGGUUCACCGGCCAUUAAAUCCAUUCGAGUGGACGUCUACUAUCUUGAUGAUCCAGUGGUGACAGUUCAUCAGAGUAUCGGUGAAGCUAAAGAGCAGUUUUAUUAUGAGAGAACCGUGUUUCUGCGAUGUGUGGCAAACUCCAAUCCUCCGGUCCGAUACAGUUGGCACAGAGGACGAGAUGUUCUGUCUCAAGGGUCUGAUAAAGGGGUUGAGAUCUAUGAACCCUUCUUUACCCAGCUGCAGGGGGAAACAAAAAUCCUGAAGUUGAAGAACCUGAGACCCAAAGACUACGCCAACUACAGCUGUAUCGCCUCCGUCAGGAACGUCUGUGGACUCGCUGACCGCAGGGUCAUCUUCAGACUCACCAAUAAAACAGCGUCUCCAUCCAUUAAACUGUUGGUGGAGGAUCCAAUCGUGGUGAAUCCCGGUCAGACGGUAUCACUGGUGUGUAUCACCACCGCUGGAGAACCAACACCAGAUCUGGUCUGGACCAGCAGCUCGGGCUCUCUGCCUGAAAAGAGUCUGGUAAAAGACGGCACCCUCACUUUACCGGCAAUCUCAUCGGAUGACGCCGGCGUCUACGGCUGUGUGGCCAGCAAUAAUGUGGGCAACCCAGCCAAAAAAUCUACAACUAUCAUCGUUCGAGCCCUGAAGAAAGGCCGUUUCUGGAUCACUCCAGACCCGUACCACAACGACGACAACAUCCAGAUCGGUCGAGAGGUGAAGAUCUCCUGUCAGGUGGAAGCCACGCCGCCCGAGGAGCUCUUGUUCAGCUGGCUGAAGAACGGCCGGGCCCUACGCAGCUCGGAGCGUAUGGUCAUCACCCAGACCGAUCCUGACAUCUCCCCUGGAACAACCAACCUGGACAUCAUUGACCUCAAGUUCACAGACUUUGGCACAUACACCUGUGUAGCGUCACUGAGGGGCGGCGGGAUUCCUGAAAUCAGCAUCGAUGUAAACAUCUCAUCCACUACUGUUCCUCCGAGCCUGAGCGUGCCGCAGGGAAAAUCCCCACUGGUGGUACGGGAGGGUGCCACAGUGGAGUUGGAGUGCCUUGUUUCAGGGAAACCCAAGCCCAUCAUCCUGUGGUCCAGGGCCGAUAAGGAGGCGCCGAUGCCGGAUGGCAGCGUGCAGAUGGAGAGCUACGACGGUGUGCUGCGGGUGGUGAACGUAUCGCGUGAGAUGAGCGGAUCUUACCGCUGUCAGACCAGCCAAUAUAACGGCUUUAACGUGAAGCCACGCGAGGCUGUGGUUGAGCUGAUAGUCCAGUACCCACCCACAGUGGAGCCGGUUUGGCAGGAGGUCCGUCAGGGUUUGGGUCGGCCAGUAGUGAUGAACUGUCGUGUUUUACGGGCACAUCCAUCACGUGUGCUGCGUUACGAGUGGAGGCUGGGAUCUCGACUUCUGCAUGCCGGACAUUUUGACUCACGAGACGAUACUGAAUACACAUUACGCAGCCUCACGCGAGAGGGCUACGGCGAAUACACCUGUGAAAUCUUCAAUGAGGCGGGGUCAGGACGCUGUACUUUCCUGGUCACUGGUAAAGCUUACGCUCCGGAGUUUUACUAUGACACGUACAGUCCUCUAUGGCAGAACAGACCGCGUGUUUACGGCUAUAAGCUGCAGUGGACACAGAUGAAUCCUAAUGCUGUAGACCGAGUCAUGGCGUAUCGCUUGGGAAUACGACAGACCGGACAGCAGAGAUGGUGGGAGCAGGAGAUUCCUGUGGAUGGAAACAUUCAGAAAGGAGAACUGAUCACACACAAUCUAACAGAGCUCAUCAGACCCGAGGCGUACGUGGUCCGAUUGACGCCCAUCACACGGUUCGGAGAGGGCGACUCGACUAUCAGGAUCGUCACUUAUAGUGCUCCUAUUAAUCCACAUCUAAGAGAGUUUCAUUGUAGCUUUGAAGAGGAGCCCAUGUGUAUGUUUACUCAGGACAAGAGCGAUGAUUUUGAUUGGACGAGACACAGCGCAGCCACCCGUGACACUAAAUACACUCCAAACACGGGUCCCAGCGGUGACCGGAGCGGAUCUAAACAGGGUUUUUAUAUGUACAUUGAGACGUCCAGACCACGAAAAGAUGGCGACACUGCGCGUCUCAUGAGCCCUGUGUUCAACAUCGCCCCUAAAAAUCCUCACGGGAUCACCAAUCCUCCAGAAUACUGCUUGACUUUCUAUUACCACAUGUAUGGUAAACACAUUGGUACAUUGAAUGCUUUUGUGAAGCAGAAAGGUCAGUCGAGCUCAGACACCGGACCGGUUUGGUCCCUCAGUGGGAGUCAAGGGGAUCGCUGGAGACAAGCCAAAAUUACCAUUCAUCCACUUUCCUCUUUCCAGGUCAUAUUUGAAGGCAUUCGUGGUCCAGGUAUUGAAGGGGACAUAGCCAUCGAUGAUGUCACUCUCGAGGAGGGGCAGUGUCCUGACCCACCAUCCAAUCCUAUCAGAGGAAAAGCUUCACACAAAGUCUUCAGUAUAUGGCCAUUGUGCGGCACACUGUUUUUUACUAGUAUUAUCUUUCAUCAGAGGUGACGUACCACAUGAGAAAAGCCUGGAAAUGCAUCUUUUAAUAUUUAAUCACCAAAGAUUCACGCUUUCAGACUGCUGAACGCCGCGGCUCCACGUGGAAUAAAUCCAUGACACAAAUACAAACCUACACAGAAAAGUAAUAAAGAUUCGCUGACGUCUCUCUCUCUGAUGAAACCGUUCGGUAAGAUGAUCUCAGGAGAACAAUUUACUGAGAGCGAGGCUUUAAACACUGACCUGAGAACAGUCAGAAAAGCACAAUGACAAAUUCACCAUCUGACUGUAAAGAUUCAAGAAAGACAGCAAUGAUUCCUUCCUCCCUGUGCUUCAUCAUCAAAUCUCUUAUUUGUUUUCGAUUGAAUCCUCUUGAUGCUUUUGGUACACAAGAGCUUCUCCUCGUCCUCACAUCAUCAUCAUCAUCAUCUACUUUUGGUUUUUACUGUUGUUUUACUUUGGCUUCAACUCUGGUAAGACUUUGCUUUAUAUCCCAACAUCAGUAGCAGCCUGACACUGUGCACACAUCAGCAGAAGAUCCAUGACUCCAUCACUUCUGUCUUCAGAAUCUCUGCCAUUAUAAAAGAAGUGCCUUCAGGUUAAAACCCCAUCUGUGAGCCUGAUCAUUCAUGUUUCUACCAUCAUCUAUGGGCUAUUUUAUACACAUUUAUAUAUAAGUGCUGGGACACAGAAGGCACAACAAACAGCGAGCGCUGAAUUGAGGAUGUUUGACGAUGUCUGAUUUCUGCUCCAUCCGACCUGAAAUCCAGAGAUGAGAUCAACACAGAACUGCAGUUAUAAACUCAAUCCUGCUGUCGCCAUCUUCACCCUUCAUACAAUACUGAACAAUGAGAGAAAACAAACAACUAAUAUUCAUAAUUAUAAAACUAUUUUAUUACUCUAUCCUCCUGAAUGUGUUUCAGCUUUUACACACAAACUUUGCAGUGUCGUCUACCUGAACGCUCCGACAGACGGUUUUUAAAAACGAUGUUGUAAAUGAAACAAAAAAUAAUGAAGAAAAGAUUUACGUACGUUGUGUUAUGAAAACGUUUUGACAAACUGUGUCGCGUUACUUCUUAUUUCUGUUGAAAUGUUUGACUGAUUUUCUUGUCGUUUCCCUUGCAUUGUUAAAAUAUCAAAACCGGACGGCAGUAAUCGUACAGCUGUAUAUGUAAAGCAGAUCUGUUCAUUCAGGUUUCUAUGUAGAAAUCAAUGAAGCACAACAUUUAAAUGCAGUUUUUUUCUUUUAAAUCAUAUAUGUGACCGUUUCCAUGUAAAGCUGAAGAAAUGAAGUUCAUCUUUAGUUUACAUCACACGCUGGACUGGGUUUCAUCCAAACAUCAUUUAGUUAAAAAAUCUCUCGCCGCUUAUAUUUGCAUUGCUUUAUCACUUUUUAUGUAAUCUUCAGAUAUGUAAUGAAUAUCAUUUGUUACACAAAAAUCCACACUUAUGUAUGAAAUAAGUAAUAAAUAAAUUAUUUAUACCAGACACACUCUUAAAAAUAAAUGUGCUUCAUUAUCAGUGUUGGGUAAGUUACUACUGUAGUUACUAAUGACAUCUUCAAUCAUGUAAUUAGAUUACUCUCAAAAAAGUAUUUUAUGACUAUCUACUAAUAAAUAAAUCAUAUUUAGUAAAUGAUACAAAAAUUGGCUUGAAACAGCUUAAAUAAAUCAUGUAAAGUACAUCAAUUAUUUUGGUGAUACUUUUUUGGGUCCAAUUCUCACUAUUAACUAAUAUGAACUACUUUUUAGGAUUGAUGAUGUAUAAUAAGGUUUUGCAGAAUCAGGCAUUAAUGUGUGCUUAUUAAGUAUUAAUAAACAGCCAAUAUCUCAGUAAUAUUAUUGCAAAUAACCAAGUGAGUGUUACCAUUAUUCAUUUUAACUCCCCAGAGUAUUUAAAGUGAGAAGGAAGGAUUCAUAAAAACCUGCAUUUUAACCUUAGACGUUAAGGGGUGGUUUACCAGACAGGGAUUAGCUUAAGCCAGGACUAGGCCUUAGAUUAAUUAGGAAAUAUAAAUAGUUUUAACAAACAUGUCUUAAUAAAAACAUUACUUGUGUGCAUUUUGAGGCAUAACAAAGGGCACUGAAGUAUUUUAAGAUAUGUUUAAGAUGAGUUAUUUUAGUCUAGGACUAGUCUGGUCCGGGAAACAACCCCUAAAUGUUGAUGUUAAAUCCACUAUUGUAUUAUAUAUCAUUGAUCUACAGUCCAUACACAGGAUUUAGUUAAAUUAAAUCAGAAGUUACUGUCAUUAAAUUACUGAGUAAUCCCUUACUUUACUUUAUCAAGAAAAACUGAUUAAAUUACAGUAACUAAUUACUUAGUAACUAGUUACACCCAACACUGAUCAUGAUGCCAUAAAGGACCAUUUUUGGCUCAAUAAUGUUCCAUAUAAAAAAGUUUAAACAUAUUAAGAUUAUAAAAAACUAUGACAUAAAUAUUUCUUCUAAGAAUCUUUGACUGAAUGAUUCUUUGAGCAACCAAACAUGGUGAAGCACAUUUAUUUUUAGGAGUGCAGAUGUGCAGACGACUCAGCAGCUCCGGAGCGGAUACGGCCCAGGGUCUAGAAAGAGUCCAGAGAUCUCUUAUCUUCUUCUUCUAUGGAUUAACACAAAAACAGUGAAUGGUUUGUACCUCAGUGGUGCUUUAUUAAUGGGAACAUGCAUUACACGGUCAUCUCGAUCAUAAUGUAGUAUUUCAUUUCAAAAGGCUAAAAUAAAAGUCUCUUACUGAAACAACAGAGGUUUAAAGCUGCAGUCAGCUCUUCAUUAUUAUAGUUAUAAGCUGAUCUUCAGUACUUUACCUGGAGCGGGUCACAUGUAUGAACUGUAUUGUGUACUGUGUGUCAGUAAAUCAGAGUAGAAUGACUGAUACAAGACUUCUUAUUCUCAUCUUAAUUCAUUCUCUUGAUUUACACUUAUGUCCCCAUUCACUUCUUAAUCCAGCAUCAGUCAGUAUGUGUUGUGUUCUUUACUCAUGAGUCACACACAGCACAUUUAAAUCUAUUCAAUCAGAACUUCAUGGGUUUAAGAGACUCAAAUUCCAGUGAUCUUCCCAACACAAUAUGCUGAAGUUUACUGUUACUGUGAUUUAUAUUAUUGAUAUAAUGCAGACAGACGUAUGGAGACCGACUGGAGUCGAUGUGGUCGUGGUGGAGUAACAGUAGCUGCGUUUCCAUUACCCUUUCGAUUCCACACAUUGACGACCAAUGGAAACACUUCAAUAUCACAAAAACUCAUAUGUAUCACAAAACUCGCAUGAGGUGAUUUUUUAAGGGCAAUUCAGAAAAUGUAUUUCACAAAACUACAAUGGAAACAGUUUAUUCGCAUUUUCAGGUCACCUGAUGAAAGUUAGUCACACAAUGAUUAUUUGAAGAUGACGCGGUAUGAACCUCUCAGAAACACCUCAAUACAGGUCUGCUCUUAACUUUAAGAGGCUUUCCUCGCCAAUAAUGUUUGGAUAACACUCCUACAUCUCUUUUGAUUUAAAAUAAUCUACUAUUACCUCCAAGAAACAUCUUUAUGCGUUGCCGCUUGUAAAGGGUUUUUCUUGGUAUUAAUGUUUGAAUAAUACUCUUAUGUCUCCUUUGGUUAUUAAUAAUUGUGGUGGAUGAGAUAUUAAUAACACUUAUCUCUAGAUACAUAAUAGUAAGUUGAAAUGACUUGUAAAUCUGAGUUGAUUCAACAAAAAAUUGAAGGCAGCAAAUUUUUUUUACAGUGAACUUUUUCCUCACGAGAGGAAAAACUGUUUCAGUCAUGGGCAAAUCUGCAAUGGAAACGCAGCUACAUGAAGUGUUGACCAAACAUACUGAACCUGUACACCCAUCUGUGUUUCUAUCAUUCAUUCAGUCAUUCUAGUGUUUAUAGUUGAGAGUUUUUCUUGAGUUUUACAGGAGUCACUGGAUUAUUUACAGCGUUUCUCAGCCCUGUUCCUGGAGGGGUUUACAUCCGACCCCAUUAUUUCCCAUCUUGGAGUCUCUACUAAUGAGCUGAUGAAUGUUUGAAUAUAAAGUGAAUGUGUUGGUGUUCCUCCAGGAUGGUUGAGAAAUACAAAACUCAAUGGUCUGUCACUCAAAUCAAUCUCAUUGAAAAUGAAUGAGGUUUUCUUCUCUGGUGAAAUCGUCUGUAUUUAUUCUACUGUACAAUCCUUCUGCUCUGAUUAAUAGCCAAUCAUUUCACUGGUAUUUCUUUGGACUAUCAUCCAUUUUGUGUCAUUCUUGCAACUAAGGAUGAAAAAUAAAGAAAGCUAUUUUA
Molecule: messenger RNA, 7779 nt
Organism: Paramisgurnus dabryanus
Lineage: Eukaryota; Metazoa; Chordata; Actinopteri; Cypriniformes; Cobitidae
Product: MAM domain-containing glycosylphosphatidylinositol anchor protein 2-like
Biological process (GO): synapse organization; homophilic cell-cell adhesion
Cellular component (GO): plasma membrane; neuronal cell body; axon
Molecular function (GO): axon guidance receptor activity
Source: RefSeq, a predicted model, not a curated record